UGCCUUUGUACAUGUACAAAUCGUUGUUUGGAGAUGACACAUUCUCGGCCAGUUCAAAUCUUCGAUACGCGAGUCAUCUUCGGAUACGAUGACUCACCGAUGGUAAAUAUUCGUGCGUGCGCAAUUACUAUUCACACGAGUAUAAGCAGCCACAGAUGGUUGGAUGGAAACAUGUCAGGUGACAGAUACUUGAGGAUAUCUUGUCCCAGGCAGAGGAACUAUUGACAAAUUGAGGUAUAUUGCCUUCCCAAUGAUAAAACCCUUAGCUCUAACCAGUGCUCCACAACUCAUACGAGUGUAAAUUCUCUACACCAAAACGCUCGGAUGGAGUAAAAAUGCCUACAUCCGAGAUAAAGGAUGACGCUGUUCUUUCAAAUGGCAAGAUACACUCCCUACCUAUUACAAAGGAGUACGUAUUAUCGGAAUUGAACUUUGUGUUCGAAGGCAUCAGUAAAUUACCAGGGAGCCGGAUGUUAAACCCAUGCAACACCCUCCCCCCUCCCCCAGGGCAGUAGUGGAGAGGAGAAAGAAAAGGCUUUCAAAGACGAGCUGGAGAGAUGGUGUAGCUUAGGAAUCAUUGAGCCAGUCGAGGGACAUACGGAUUGAAUCACUAGCAUCGUGCCAGAUGCAAAACCAGAUGGCAAACGACGAGAUCCUCAUCAAGAGCAUGCCGAGCUCCACGGAUCGACGAUGUAACUGCCGACAGUACGGUCGAAGGCUCACAGUAGUCGAAGGCUAAAUCGGACUAUUGGAUGGUGGAGUUAGACUCUGAUAGCUCACUAGUAACAAAACAGUGGGUAAAUAAGUCUUUUUCGUAUUCUCCCUACACCGUGGAGAAAUACUCUCCGUGGCUCAGACUCUCAUUUGCCUUGAAAGCCAGUUCAGAUCUCUUUGAAGAGAGGCUGAAUUCUGUCAUGCAAGGGGUAAAAGGAAUCACAGGGUGUGUCGAUGACGUCUUAGCAAGAAGUGUAGAUUCUAAAGAUCACUAUAUGAACAUGUUCAGGUUAUUGGAAACAGCAAUCAAA
Messenger RNA from Pocillopora meandrina, 1025 nucleotides. NCBI's taxonomy places the organism in Eukaryota, Metazoa, Cnidaria, Anthozoa, Scleractinia, Pocilloporidae. The record is from the annotation of a GenBank genome assembly.